AGUAAGGCCGGCAGUGUUACUGGCACAUGCAGAGAUAUGACGGCUGCUUAUCUUGUCAUUGUCGUGGCUCUUGUCGUGUCAUCGUACCGCCUUGUGGAGUGUCCGCGGCCGUCUCGGCACCUUGUCAAAAGCCAUGAGCUCCUCGACGGGCCGCGAGGCGUCCACGACAAAGUCAGCCUCAGCAGCGAGAGCGGCAUCAAUCGUCUCCACCACCUGCACAGUACACACAAUAAAGGCACACAGAGAGAGACAAGUGGAUAUAGACACAGCCGAGACACACAGGAACAAGACACCCACUGACUUGGUGUGCCUCUCUGAGUGCGGUGUUGAGGGCGGCUUCCUGCUCGGGCAAAUGAUGCUGACACACAACACACCACGGCACACCAUGAGAGGAAAGCAGAGCAGAGCAUGAGCGCAUUGCCUCUCUCUCUCUCUCUCUGUGUCUGUCUGUCUGUCUGUCUGUGUGAGGAUGUGGUUACCCGUGUAGCGUCAGCCACCUGCACGAGCAGAGUUUUGAGGAGGGCAUUCUCCCGCUUCAGUUCAACACCCUCGGCCAACGCGUCCUUGUACCUUAACAUGAGGACAUGCACCCACGUGUCUGCGCCAUCCACGUGCUGUGUGUGCAUUGAUCUCACUUGGUGUGAUAUUCCCGCAGGUAGGCUAUCUGCUGAUCCUUCUCAUAAAGCCUUUAGACACACAGAGAGGUAUCACAUAACAAACAAGCCACACACAGCAGACAGAGAGACUUACUUGGUCAUGAAGUUUGUCACAGUCUGCCUUCCGGUGUCGAUGCGCGAGGCGGCCUGCGCCACACUCUCCUCCAGCACCACCGUCCUCAACCGCAGCGCCGCCUCGCUGUCCUCCUUCUCCUUGGCCAACGCCGCCAAGUCAUCCUGAGUGGCCGCCAGCUGAUCCUCGAUAGUCUUCUUGACGCUCUCAAGCUGAACUGAAUGAUGACAUCAACCACAGACAGAGGGAUGGUGCGUGUGGCGUGGGGGUGGGGAGGGGAGUACCCAUUUCCUGCAGGAGCCGUUGUCUCUCGUUGGUGAAGGUGCCGGCGCACUCCUCACCCUGUUCGUGCUUCCGCUGCGUGCACAGGCCCAGACGCCACACACACAGACACACACACAAACACACAGACACAUACACACAUAAGUGAUGACUCACAUCAAUGCCUCCAGGUGUCCGCCUGCCCACGGUGAGUGUGUCUUUGAAGAGCUUGAGGUCGCUCUGGAGGUGCUCAACGUUUUCCCUCUCUGACUGUAUCUCCUCUAUCAGCCGCUGCAGCGUCUCGGACGCCUUGUCGAACAAAUCAUUGUCCUUGAGCUUCUUCGCCGACUCAUUGCGCACCUGCACGCAACACAGCGGGGGAGGAAAGAAACGCGGCUGCAUCUUUCUGCUGGUUUGCUCCUCGUUUGUCUGUGUCUCUGUCUCUGAGCGCGUGUGUCUUGUGCCACAUUCACACCCAUCCAAUCACACCCAUCCGAAUAUAAACGUCCUCAUAGACUUACAGUGAAGAAGUCGUCUUUGAGGAAGUCGAGCACCACUCUGAGAGUGGUCAUGAGCCGCAGCUUCGAGGGGGCCUUCUCCAACUCCUUGAGCUCGUUGGGCUGCCACUUGCGCAGCGAAAAGGCCUCGCCGCUUUUGCCCUCCUCGGCCAAUAUGAAAGCCAACAUCUCCAAAAACUACAAAAAAACACAUGGACGGACACACAUUAUGCUGCCGGCUCUCUCUCUGUGUGUGUGUGUCUGUGCUGGCACUGCCUGGCAGUGAGUGUCGCUGCAUGGGAUGGCUGAGUGACUGACCUCUUCCAGGUUGUGUAGGCCGCUCUUGUCGUCGUCAAACCGGUCAAACAGCUCCUGCACCUCGUCCUUCUUUCGAAAGAGGCCAAUGGCCCGCAUCAGCGUCCCCAACUCGUCCAUGUCGAGCAGUCCAUUGCCGUCCUGGUCAAACACCACAAACAGCGCCGCCACCUCCUCCAGCUUCUUGCUCCUGUCGACAUCCAGCCCCGUGCGCAGGGCUGUCUGGAUGGCCAGCUCUCGUGCCUUGGUGUAGGUCUCCGUCUCGGCGCGCUUCUUCUUCUUGCCGGUCUUCCUCCCGGGGCUCGACGGCUCUGCCAAUGCCUCCGACGGCGGCUGUGCUGCUGAGUCGGGUGGGUGGUGGGGCUCAGCAGAAGAUGCCAUCAGGACGGAUGGAUGGAUGAUUUUCUCACAGCCUUUCGAGUGAACUGCAAACACUGUCGGCCUUUGUUGCGGAACUCUG
Molecule: messenger RNA, 2262 nt
Organism: Vitrella brassicaformis
Lineage: Eukaryota; Vitrellaceae
Source: the annotation of a GenBank genome assembly